This is a messenger RNA of Cladocopium goreaui, 3873 nucleotides long. NCBI's taxonomy places the organism in Eukaryota, Dinophyceae, Suessiales, Symbiodiniaceae. The record is from the annotation of a GenBank genome assembly.
AUGGAAACGCAAGACAUAACUGCGGUACUGCCCAGUGGGAAACAGCAGACUGUCACGCUAGCAGUAUCAGCCAAGGUUCAGGAACUCAAAGAGAUUUUGCAGCGAUGCUUCGAUCAACAGUUCUUGGUCAUCCUGGACGCGCGAGGUGCGGUGUUGCGGGUCGAUGGUAUGAUUCCUUCGGCUGCAAGCGUUACAUGUGUCGCGCGUUUCCCUUGUCUCGCUUCAACCUGGAAAGCCUUUGCUCUGUGGUGUCACAAUGACCGUGUAGUGACAUGGGGGCAUCCUGCCUACGGCUCCGACAGCUCUGGUGUGUGCAAGCGCCUGCGCAAAGUGGUGCAGAUCGUUGCCAGCGGCCGCGCUUUUGCCGCGGUGACAUCAUACGGAUCUGUUGUUACCUGGGGCUUGCCGAAGAUGGUUGCUGACACUGCAAUGGUACGGCAGCAGCUCUAUGAUGUGAGAAACGUGACUGCAGCUGCCCAGGGCGAGACACAGGAUGGUGACGUGCACCCGCAUCCAGGGCCAUCAGGUCAAGCGGUCAUGCUCCAGCUCGACCACGCCAUCCUCAUAGGUUCAGAGUUUCAAGUUGAAGCAGCGAAUGCUCGUACCUUUCGCAUCGCCCAGCAAGCGACUUUCAAAGAACUCCGGCUGCGCAAGCUUUUGGGCCGUAUUGCUGAAGCCCAAAACCAGCAAAGCCGUGGCCGCCAGCCACCGGCCAUCCUGAUCCGUCGUAUCUUCUCUCAUCCUUUUGUUGUCAGAGAAGGCUUGCAAAGCUUAGGUGAAGCCAGGGAAUGGGCACAGCAAGAAUUGCGUAGCCAUGUCCAAAGCACUCAAACAGAGCAGCUCCAAGCUUGGCGCGAGCGUAUGAGGAACUCUUCAGCCAAGCCUCUAGGCUGCGUGGCACAGCCGCCGGAUGCGAUGGGUGGUCAGGUUCCCACGGUUUGGAAAAGUAUUCGGCAAAUUUUGCUCCAAAAACCAAACGCUAAGUUGCGUGACACGGAUCACGCGUUGCCAGCCAAAGAUUUGCGGCCAAUUGCGAUUCAGAGCGUCAUCUGGCGCGCCAUUGCCUCUGCGUGGACGCGCAGACCGCAGACGCGAGCUUGGGUCACGAGCUGGGUCCACUCCUCAGCCUGUGGCGGCAUCCAGGGGAAAAGUGUCGACACUUCGAUCCCUCAGGGAGACGCCAUCAGCCCUUUGACUCUUCUUGCGGUCCUCACUGGCCUCACAGGCCGGGUGUUGCAAGCAAGGCCUGAACCACACACUUUGGUCACCUUUUUGGAUGACCGAAACAUGGUGGCUAAAACGCCCGAGCUAGCGGCCCGGUUGUGGGACACCUGGAAACAGCUCUCACCGAAGGUGGGUUUGAAAGAGAACGAAGAAAAAAUUCAAAUCGUGGCUCGGCAAGCUGCCUUUAAGCCCAGAUUGAUUGCCGCGGGUUUCGACGAAACUCACAUUGUGCAAGGUACAUGGCUCGGCACGGUCCGUAGCUGGCUCCAAAGUUUGAAUUGGCAUGAAGAGGCCGCAUGGACAUGGAUUCACCCGGACAUUCAAUUCCGGCUUGAUUGGACACAACCCAUUGAUGAAAACACCAAACAGAGAGAACACCAUGCUUUGCGUGAAGCGUGGCGCAGACAACAGUUUCAACAGUUCUUGUCAAGUGGCCGUCGUGAUGCCACUGCUGUACAAGGAAGUGUUUAUCAAGAGGCCAGGGCCAAACUCACGCGCCAAACAUACCAGUCUUCCAACACUCACUCACGUGCUUGCUUGAUUGGUGCCGUUGUUUCAGAUGCCCGUUUAGAUAGGAUUCGAGACCCCAACACCGCACCAGCUCCUUGCAAGUGGUGUGCGUCUGGCAAUGUGCCAACAUGGGAUCACUUGGCCUGGGACUGCCCAGCCUUUGCUGCGACCCGAACGUCGCCCCUGCAUGAUCUUUUGCAGAGAGUGCUAGGUUGGCCAACAGGCCGGAAUGAACAGGUUGAUGCUGCGAUCUUGACCCACUUGGGCUGUGUCCGAGAGCGUGUGCUGGAUCGAAGAUAUCGCAACAUGGCCGGAUGCGCCAGAGGAAGCUUCUUUGUCCAAAAGUUGCGUGGUUGGGAUGGUGUGCCUAGGGAAGGUGAUUCACAAAAGCCGAAGUUGGCAAAAGCACCAGCAUCAGAAGCCUUGCAGGCCAGCACAAGCCCGCAGAGGGGACCUGACCGUUGCAGUCUUGCCCAACGGCUGGCAGCAGGAAGGACGUUGGAGCUGCUGACAACACUGAUGGUAGUGCAUUUCCUGAAGAUCUGUGCUGCCAAAGUCACACAGUUGCAGCCCAGAGGAGGUCUCUUUGCUUUCCGGGACGAUCAGCCGGUGUUCAUUCUGAGUGUAUGGACAAGCAGAAAAAUUACUUUGGCUGAUGUGGUUCCAUUGAAGCAGGCAACUUUUCAAGGACGAACCGUCCUCAAAGCCAAAUACACAGAGACCCGCACAUGCAGAUGGAGUGAGCUCAAAGAUGUCGGCUUACAUUUCCAGGUUGCCAACUGUGCGAAUGAUCGCCGUGGAGCGAGCUUGCUGUUCCAGAAGCAACCGGGGGAAACACAAGGGGAUCAAGGCAGAGCUUUGCGCGAGAAUGCAGCUUUGGCAGCUCUCUGGCAGGCUGGCAAUGCAGAGCUAGGUUUGGCCACUUCAUGCACAGUUGAUCACUCGGUGCGAUCCGUUGUGCCACGUUUGCAGGCGCACCUGGCCGAACGAGCUGCUUCAGGUAUUACCCAUCACGCGGCCCCACGCGCAGAUGAGAGCCGUUCCUUUUGGAUUCUGGACCUGCCAUUGCCAGUGCAAGUGGAUGGUCGCCGCCAUCGCUGCCAUACGUGCGCGCACUUGCGCAUCUUCGACAACUGCACCGUGGAGACACAUGAUGUUGUUGCAGCCUAUCCUGACCUGCGGGCUUUGGUGGAGCAAAUCUGUGGCAAUGCUCUUUCCCUCAAUGUAGCUGGGCGCAUGAAAGAAUUUUGCAGUGCAGUGCCCAAAUCUGUAUCCAUCCGCUCCAUUCUCAUGGCAGCAUUGGAAGAUUACACCAAGGCAGCUUCACGCGAGAUGCAGCGGCUCAUCAAUGUGUACAGUGGUUCAGUGAUCAGAGGAGAUGGAAACCAGGAUGUAGCAAAAAGGAUUGCAAUGUAUGAUGAAGCAGGUCAGAAAACACACCCAUAUACGGUGCUCCUAGCUUGGGUCACGGUAGACGGGGCCUUGUUUCAGCCUGUAACAGCAGCUGAAACAGAAGACUGGGUCGACUUGCAACCUGAUCUGGAUGCUGUGGUAACCAACCUGAAACAGGACAGGCUGGCAUCAGGCCUGUCCUUAGCUGAGGCAGCCCCAGUAGCUCACGCCACGGACAGUUUCAGAAAGCAGCGAUUGCUGCUUGAUGCAUUUUACAAAAACAAGUACCCCAAGGAGCAAGAGGUGGAGGUAAGUGCAGCGAGUCCAGAUGCCCCAUGCCUCAUUGCUGAUCACAAAGACAUCCUGCAGCGGUUGUCCUUGAAACCAAGGGUGGCAGAAGAUGUUCCACCUGUGCUCUCUGAGCCAGGUCUUUUCCUUGAGCUUGAAGAGGUCCAUCAUCCUCUAUUGAAGUCGGUGGUUGAAGAUCUACAGGAGGGUGUGACCUUAGCUGCAGACUUUGGCUUCACAGAGAAUGUAUGCUUUGAAUGUGCUGACACCUGGUUGCAGCUGGAUGCUCUGGAAUUUGACCCUCCAAGGCGGUCUGGAGAUGGCAGCGGCCGGGCAGAUGUGCCGCGGAUUCGCUUGCUCUACAAGCCUGAUUUACACGGAGAUGAUGGGCUCGUUAUAGUUUCCUCUGACGAGGAGGAUGUCAUCUCCCCGCAGCAUGCUCCACCAGACGUGCAUUAG